AUGGCUGCGGGCGCUGAGCCCCAAGCUGCUUAUCAGGUUGGACAAGCAGUACAGGUGCUGUCCAAGUCCAGUUCCGCUUGGGUGGACGCAACUGUACAUUCGAUCCUGCCCGAUCAAGCCGUGUGGGUGCGGUAUGGAAGUGCCCAGAAGGUUAUCCCGACCGAGCUGCAGCCAUCAACGCUGAGACGAACAAGCACUGCAGCUGCAUACCUUCCAGGCCAAAGAGUUCAGGUUUUCUCCAAAUCCAAUCAGCAGUGGGUGGAUGGCCUGGUCCGUGAGAUUUGGCCUGAUGGCUCCGUCCAUGUACAGUACGAGCAAAACAAGAAUUUGUACAAGGUUGUUGCUCCUGAGCUGCAGGAUGCUCUUCUCCGCAAGGCUUCAGCUUCACAGACGGUGGAGGCAACCCAGCAAGACACGUCGGCGCCGCUGCCCGACGCACGCUUGGCAGCAUUGGCCGAGGAGUCGGACCGCCUGAAAGCGACGAUCGCUAAGCAGCAAGAGCAAAUCAAUGCCCUGCUGCAACGGCAACAGCAAGAUCAACUGCCGAAAGACAAAAAGACGGAAGUGGCAGAAGAUCCUGAGGCACAAUGCCGAUGGCCUAAAUCCAGACUGGGGAACUGGACUUGCAGUGCCUGCACUUUCCAAAACAUCGAGCCACUGAAGGAGUGUGAGAUGUGUGGAGCGUCACGGCCCUCUGAGCCCCAAUUGAAACGACGCCGCACGCUCCCGCCUAUCGAUGUGUCUGACGAACCCUGUGAAGCGUCGCGAGAGUUCCUGCGUCAAGCGACCAAGGUGGUGCCGACAAACUCCCAAGCCUCGUUGGGACGAGAAGAAAGAGGUGCCGCAGCAGACAUCGAAAUGGCUGAAGUGCCACCGCCUGAGGGAUCCGGGGAAGUGCUGAAUUUGCCAAGAAAGCUUUACGAGGAGCUUUGCCCUUACCAACGUGAGGGUGUGGCCUGGAUGUGGCAGCUUUAUCACCGAAAGCAGGGCGGUAUUUUGGCCGAUGAGAUGGGCUUGGGCAAAACUGUCCAGGCCUGUGCCUUGAUUCAGGCGUUGGGGGCUGGAGCGCACGUCAUGGUGGUGAUGCCUGUUACGCUGCUGGAUCAGUGGGCCAGGGAGUUGCAGCGGUGGUGCCCCAAGUGCCCCGUCUACAUCUACCACGGCUCCGCGGGCCAUCGCCUGCGCGCAUUGCGGGCCAUGCAGCGGGGGGGGGUACUGCUGACCUCCUACGCAAUCGUGAAGAACGAGGAGCACAAAUUGGCCAGCGUCAACGCGUUGGAAAUUUUCACUGGUGCUUGGCUCGGCAAGACUAAGAAGGCUGGAAUAGGAGAACGUACCCGCGAGAAGCUCUGGGAUGCGGUGAUUUGCGACGAGGCGCACGUGAUGCGCACCAUAUCCACACUGCUGGGCAAGGCCAUGCGGAAUGUCAAAGCUCGCUGCCGGAUACUGCUAACGGGAACGCCUGUUCAGAAUGCUUUGCAAGAUUUAUGGGCGCUGAUGGAUUUUGCGGAGCCUGGCUUGCUCGGGAACCAUGCAACCUUCACAAAACGCUUCAACGAUCCCAUAGAGAAAGGUAGCGUCAGAGAUGCUUCCGCAUCAGCUGUGGCUUUGAAGAAGCACCUCUGCGAGCAGCUAUGGCAGCUCGCCAAGCCCCACAUGCUGCGUCGGACCAAGGAGCAUGUUGGCCUGCUGGGUGGGGUGCAGGAUGGGGUGAUGAUGGCCAAGCAGCUGCCACCCAGAACGGAGUAUGUGGUUUGGCUGAUGCCGACCAGAGAUCAGAUACGGACCUACCAGAAGGCUCUAGAAACCAGCGAUGUGAUUCAUGAGGCGAACAACAAGAGCAAGCUGGGCGUGGAAGUCUUCCGUGCCAUUGGCCUCCUGAAGCGCCUUUGCAAUCACCCGGCCCUGGCUUUGCCGGCAACACCGGAGGCCUGGCGCGACUUCUUAGCUGGUGGCUCCGGGGGCGAGGAGCUUCCAGCCGACGAGGCGGACGAAGAGGAGGAGGUGGAGCCAGUGGAGCCGGGCAAAGCGGUGGAACGCAUGUUGAGGGGCUUGAAGCGCGACGCCAUGUCUAUGGUCGCGCAGAGUGCCAAGCUGAAAUGCCUCAGUGCGUUGCUUCCGGCCAUGUCAGGGCACCGAACGCUGAUCUUCUCGCAGGGCAUCAGGAUGAUGGACCUGGUAGAGCUCUUCGUUUUGAGGCGAUUGGGCAUCACGUAUCUGCGGAUAGAUGGGCAGACCGACAUCAACACGCGCAACAGCCGGGUGCAGAAGUUUCAAAACGAGCCAGAGGCCUACAGCUGCAUGCUGUUGACCACAAAAGUGGGCGGCUUCGGACUAAACCUCACCUCCGCAGACCGCGUCAUUAUCCUGGACCCUGCUUGGAACCCUGCAGUGGACAUGCAAGCUGUGGACCGCGCGCAUCGAAUUGGCCAAGAGCGGGAGGUAAAGACCUAUCGUCUUGUGAUGAGCGGCUUGAUUGAGGACAAGAUGUUCCGCUUGCAAGUCUUCAAAAUGGGCCUCACCAAGACAGCGCUGGAGACAAAGCAACAACAACGGUAUUUCACAGCCGAUGAGAUCCACGGCCUCUUUGAGUGGGCCGACCCUGCCCAGGGCGAGACCCGACAGCUACUCCGUCAGAUGCAUGGCAUUGAGGACUGUGCAGCACAGGGCGAUGGCGAUGCAUGGCUGAAAGCCGGCCCCGCAGUGGGGCUGAGCAGCUUCUCCUACUUGUACAAAACGCUGCAGGGCGAGCAGGAUGAUUUGGAGAAUGCUGCGCCCGAAGUGAGGCUGAUGAAGUCACAGCUGAAGGUUGCGGAGGAGGCUGCUGGCAAGGCAGCCGCAGCACGGCAAACUGGUGAGAUCUCCCUGCAGACUGCGCACCAGGAGUUGGAGAGGAGCGCUGGAGACAUUGCCAGCGCCGCCGCCAACCGCUCAUCAGCAAAUGAGCGCUUGAAGCGCGCACAGGGGGCGAUGGCGCAGAUCAAGCGCAGGGAGGGCGCCAUCAAGACUGAAGCGGAGAAGGCAGCCAAAGCCAGAGAAGAGUCACAAAAAGAAGUGGCCGAUGCAGAAGAGCAGCACAACAUCAGCGAAGCUGAAGUGGCUGCAGCCAGCCAAGCUGCCGAGGAGGCUUCCAGGGCGCUCGCGGAGGCUGAGCAGAAGCUAACUGCCGAGGCAAAGCUGCUGCAGGAGCAUGAGCAAGGACCAGCCAAGAAGACUCAGAAGGCGGAUCGCGUUCUUCAUGCUUUGGCUGCAGUGCAGGAGGCCCGCGCCGCCGUGGCGGAAGAGUGGGAGAAGUCGCUUCAAAUUGAAGCCACGUAUGAAGAGUGCCAGGGCGACUUGGCCAUCAUCAUGCAAGGAUGGGGCGGCUCUGGCUGCAUGCCCAUUAAAACGGCGCAGGCAGCACGGAAGGCUGCGGAGAAGGAGAGGACAGCAGUGGACAAGACCAUGGCAAAAGCAACCGUCUCCAGCUCCCGAGAAGCUGAGCGAUUGAAUCAAGCCGUUGCAGACCUCCGAUCUGCGCCUGGCUCGGGUGGGGAAGCUACACGAGACCACGCGCAGGCCCUGGAUGACGCAUUGCAGCUGGUGCUCAGCUGCCGAGACACCUCGGCCAAAGCAGAAGCACGAAAGCACCGUGCAGUGCGCGCCAGGCUAAAUGCAGUGCGAGUGCUCAAAGAGCAGCGUGCCAGACAUGCUGCGGUGGAGAAGGAGCAUUCGAAAGCUGCGAACGAAUGGGAGGCCUUCAGCAGUGCCAAGGCCCAGGCGGAGGCUCAGCAGGCGCAGGCGGAGGCGGAGUUUGGGCAGGCGGAGGCACUGGAGCGCGAGAAGAAGCGGAAGAAAGAAGAAUGCAAGGCUGCCAUUAGCGAGGCAAAGCAGUCGCUGAAGUCCGCGCGGUUGGCUGAAAAGACUACGGCAGCAGAAAGGACGGCGCUUUACAAGCACUACGCACAAGCAGAUGAGGCCCUGAAGGCUGCUUUGAAGUCUGCUCGCUGCUUGGAGCGAACUGCCGCAGCGGAGCGGCAGAAGGCAAUCGCGGCCAUCCAGGCCUUGAAAGCAGAGGAGUACGACGCCAAUCAGGUGGUCGAUGCCUACGAUGCUCGGCAGGAAGAUAGGAAGAUGAGUCCAAGAAGCGAGCUCGACAAGACCCAGAUGCAGCCUGACCCUCGCCUCAGCGGCGUCUUUCUUUUGCCGGACCUUUUCGAGCUGAAACUGGGGUGGGCUUUUGAUGAGCAUGCAGGGCGCUGGGAGUUUGUGCUGCAGGACGGGAAGGGCGCCAUUCGCGUGCGCCCAGAGAACGUUGUGCCGCUUGAGGCCGCAGCCAGAGAUGAGUUGGAUAUACCAGAAGAGUUUCGAUGUGUCAUCACAAGGGAAUUGAUGGAGCGCCCGGUCAUCACAUCCGAUGGCCACACCUAUGAGCGCUCAGCCAUCGCCAAGUGGCUGGAGGAGCAUGGCACCUCUCCGAAGACCGGCCGGGAGUUGCCAGACAAGGUCUUGCGACCCAACCACGCCUUGCGAGCCCAGAUCAUGGCUUUCCGGGAGCAGAAAGGCUUGCCGCCGCUGCCACCCUGGGAGCCGGAAUCGCAGGCUCACACCGGGGCAUGUUCUGACCUCAGGGGAGGCCAUCCAGGCCUUGGUCAUGGCCCCGGCCGGGGCUUCAAGCUGAGGAUUUUCAUUCACAAUGUGGACUCCUACAUUGGCAAAGCUCUAGUGAAAGAGCUGCGAAAAGCAGAUGGCGGUUUGAACCGGAUCUUCGGCACCUCCAAAACGAGCGAUGCGCCCGCGGCUGUGAAGCGCGUCGUGAGCAGAGAUGACCCAAAGAAGGCCAAGAAGAUGGCGGAAACUAUGCAGUCGUGCAGACUGGUGGUCAUCAGCCUCUUUGACUGCAGUAUGGAGGACCUAGACUUCGCCAUCAACGCCUUAAAGGUGGACCCUAAGGCAAACCCGCCCAAAGUAACUGGCGAGCUCGAGAGCGAGGUGAUCUUCCUCGUGAUUUCAUCGGUGAUGGUUUGGGCAUCGACCUCACCUGAGUCACCGGGGGCGGCCAUCAAGGACUCCGACUACCUUCGGCGGGCUCCGAAGAAGGGCUCCAAGUUCGAGCAGUGGAAGGAGAUGGAAGACCUGGUCUUCAGCUGCUUCAACCGGGAGGGCUCUCAGGUGAAAGGCUUCAUAGUUGCUGGAGGGCUGCUCUACGGGGAGGGCGAGGACAUCCUGGCGGAGAUGUUCAAGGAUGCCUGGCGAGGCGUCCAGUCCCACGUGACUGUAAGCCCGGGCGUUAACAAAGUGCCCACAGUGCACGUGCGAGAUAUGGCGCGGAUGGUGCGGCAAAUUAGCUUGACCGCAGAGGGACUCAACCCGCUGGAAGUUACACCGUACUUCCUGGCAGUCGAUCAGCCGUUGGGCCUCAGGAAGCCUGGCAAUCCACCAGUCCCGACGCAAAAGGCCUUGGUGCAAGGAAUCGUGGAUGAGAUGGGCGAGCACUAUGAGGUGCCGCGAGUCUCACAGUCGGAGGCGCUGGAUGGCUCCGAGCUGCGGGAGGCCAUGACUUUGGAUCUCUGGAUGGAGCCCUCGGCCGCGGCGCUGGUGGAGGACUUCUGCGCCGGCUGCGACCCUCCCGGCUGGAUCUGCCGGAAUGGCCUUCUGGCCAACCUCCGCAGCAUCGCAGACGAGUUCUGCGCCGGCAAAAAGCUGCGGUCCAUGCGGAUCAUCAUUGCUGGCCCGCCAGCAUCGGGGAAAUCGAAGCUGGCCAAAGCUGUGGCCGAGCACUUCAAGGUCCCCUGCUUGGUAGACUGCACCCUGGAAAAGAUGGCUGAACAGAUCAGCUCCAACGUGUGUCGCUAUAGAGGCUACGUGCUGGAUGCAGGUGGCAUCGGCUUCGCGGAGGCUGAGAGGCUCUUUCGAUAUGAUGUGGAGGUUCCCAAGUCUGAGGAGGAGGCUGGAGAUGGUGAAGAUGUUGAGCCUUCUCCUCCAAAGAUGGAGCGAAGGCUGAAUGAAGAGACGUGCCCCUCGUAUGUCAUCAUCACCCAGGCCCCUGCUACACUUUGCAAGGCCAAAUGGCAGGGCUAUGGUGCUGCACCAGAGGAGUUUGAGAAGUCCAUGCAGGACUACACAGAGAGCAAUCUCAGGAAGGAUAUGCACAGCCUGCAAGACUUCUUUCAAGAUGUGGCGAACAAAGGUGUCCUGAACUUGCCUAUUGCCGGCAAGGAUGAGGAGGACCUUUUUGAGAGCGCCAGAAUCUACAUAGAAAGAUCUGGCCGGCCCUUCAACUAUCUUCCAACUGAUGAGGAGGUCUCCCAGGAGAUCCGCGAGCGGCGCGCGGAAAAGCUGCAAGCCGUCAUAGAGGCCGCCGCCUCCUCGAAGCAGGACGAUGGGGAUGCAGAGAGGAAGCGCGAGGAACAAAGGCAUGCUGAACGGCUUCGCAUUGUUGCUGAGCACGAGGCUGCACAGCAGAAGCUGUUUGACCUCCCUUUGCGGGAGUACCUUAUGGAGUACAUGGUGCCGAGUCUCACCGAGGGCCUCAUCGAGGUGUGCAAGGUCCUGCCAGAUGAUCCUGUGGACUAUCUUGCGAAUUACCUUGAAGAGCACGCUGCAGAUCCCAAUCCUGGGCACCAUGAGUGA
Molecule: messenger RNA, 6612 nt
Organism: Effrenium voratum
Lineage: Eukaryota; Dinophyceae; Suessiales; Symbiodiniaceae
Source: the annotation of a GenBank genome assembly